Messenger RNA from Rangifer tarandus platyrhynchus (Svalbard reindeer), 1056 nucleotides. NCBI's taxonomy places the organism in Eukaryota, Metazoa, Chordata, Mammalia, Artiodactyla, Cervidae. The record is from the annotation of a GenBank genome assembly.
AUGGGGGGCCUACUUAUGCUCAGAGUGGCUGUGGGCAUAUGCUGUGUAACCUUCGGUGCCUCCGCUUGGUCAGUGAACAAUUUCCUGAUAACAGGGCCCAAGGCCUAUCUGACCUAUACCACCAGUGUGGCCCUGGGCGCCCAGAGUGGCAUCGAGGAGUGCAAAUUCCAAUUUGCUUGGGAACGCUGGAACUGCCCUGAAAAUGCUCUCCAGCUCUCCACUCACAACAGGCUAAGAAGUGCUACCAGGGAGACUUCUUUCAUUCACGCUAUCAGCUCUGCUGGAGUCAUGUACACCAUCACCAAGAACUGUAGCAUGGGUGACUUUGAAAACUGUGGCUGUGAUGAGUCAAAAAAUGGUAAAACAGGAGGCCAUGGCUGGAUCUGGGGAGGUUGUAGUGACAAUGUUGAAUUUGGGGAAAGAAUCUCCAAACUCUUUGUGGACAGCCUGGAGAAGGGGAAGGAUGCCAGAGCCCUGAUGAAUCUUCAUAACAACAGGGCAGGCAGGCUGGCAGUGAGAGCCACCAUGAAGAGAACUUGCAAAUGUCACGGCAUCUCGGGCAGCUGUAGCAUCCAGACAUGCUGGCUACAGCUAGCUAACUUCAGGGAGUUGGGCAACUACCUAAAGGCCAAGUACGAACGGGCACUGAAAAUUGAGAUGGAUAAACGGCAGCUAAGGGCUGGGAACAGUGCCGAGGGCCACUGGGUACCCACCGAGGCCUUCCUUCCUAGUGCAGAAGCUGAGCUGAUCUUUUUAGAGGAAUCGCCUGAUUACUGUACCCGCAAUUCCAGCUUGGGCAUCUAUGGCACAGAAGGUCGGGAGUGUCUGCAGAACAGCCGCAAUACAUCCAGAUGGGAGCAAUGCAGCUGUGGGCGCUUGUGCACAGAAUGCGGCCUGCAGGUGGAAGAGAGAAGAACUGAGGCUAUCAGCAGCUGUAACUGCAAAUUCCAGUGGUGCUGCACGGUCAAGUGUGACCAGUGUAGGCAUGUAGUGAGCAAAUACUACUGCACGCGCUCCCCAGGCAGUGCUUGGUCCUGGGGCAAGGGCAGUGCCUGA